Messenger RNA from Arabidopsis lyrata subsp. lyrata, 1517 nucleotides. Its product is annotated as rho-N domain-containing protein 1, chloroplastic. NCBI's taxonomy places the organism in Eukaryota, Viridiplantae, Streptophyta, Magnoliopsida, Brassicales, Brassicaceae. The transcript is spliced from 2 exons. Gene Ontology annotation, biological process: DNA-templated transcription termination. The record is from RefSeq and is a predicted model, not a curated record. Bases 86 to 1291 code for a protein of 401 amino acids.
AUCAAGAUUUGUGUUACCAAGACAAGCCAGAGAAGACGAAAGUCGAGAAGCAUAAAUCUCUCUUCUUUGCUCCUGGAGUCUGUCCAUGGCGAUGUCGGGAACUUUCCAUUUGACUUCUGACUAUGUACCUGGUUACACACUUUCAGACAGCCGUUCCUUCUCUACCUCUGCUGUUUCAAGAAGAACACUUUCCAUCUUACCUUGCUCUUCCUGUCUGGAUCACAAGAAUGGGCGUCUGAAAUCUGUCUCCAAUAAGAAUGCUUUUCUAUGCCGAGCUAGUUCUGGCGGCUAUAGGAGAAAUCCUGAUUUCUCUAGACUUAAUAAGCAUGGUUUCCGGGGAAACAACAGGCAGAGCGAAGGGAGAGACGAUCUCGAUAUCGAAAACUCUGAUAUGUUGUCUUCAAGAAAUGGGCCUUUAUUCUCUCUAUCUAGCUCCCCCAAAUUCCAAGCUAUCUCAUCCCCUGGACCUAGAGAGAAAGAGAUAGUCGAGCUUUUCAGAAAGGUUCAAGCUCAGCUCCGAGCUCGUGCUGCAUCAAAGAAAGAAGAAAAAAAGAUUGAAGAAGCUUCUAAAGGGCAGGGAAAAGAAAGUGAAACUGUUGACUCCCUUCUUAAGUUACUAAGGAAACACUCGGGAGAGCAAAGCAAGAAGCAAGUUAGCAAAUUUAGCAGCCAGGGAGAAGUACAAGAAGAUACUGUCGACAAACAAAAUCGCAAUGGAAAUCUUGUCAAUUCAGGGAACAAAGAUAAUAAUGCAUCAUCCUUUACCAGACCAACAUCAAGCUUCAGAAGAAAGUCGCCAGUACCAAGAUCUAAAUCACCGCCAGCUUAUUCUAGUGAGGCAACUUUUGAUCAAUCAUCGAGUUACAGCGUAACCUGGACCCAGAAGAAGGAUACAGUAGAGUUGCAGGAUGAACCUGAACAUGAGCCUGAGAUUGAGCAUGAGCCUGAGUACGAGCACGAACCUGAAAAUGAGUCAGAACCUGGGCCUCUGACAACUAUGCUUAAAAAAGAGUCAGAGCUGAAGCCAGAUUCAUCAUCAUUGUUUCAAGAGGAGGAGGAUGAUGAAGUGACUUUAGAUGAUGAUGGUAUUUUAGAUGUGUUUUCAGAUGAUGAUGAGUCUCACGAUGAUGCUGAUGAAGAUAGUGAUGAAGCUGAGGAAGAAGCCGUGAAAGACUUGAGUAAACUGAAGCUGAUGGAACUGAGAGGCCUAGCAAAGUCACGAGGACUAAAAGGGUUUUCAAAGAUGAAGAAAGCCGAACUAGUGGAGUUACUUAGUAGUAAUUCCAGCUAAUUGGACAGUGAAAGAGACCCAAACACAGCUGAAUUUUGCUCUGUAUGCACCAGUUGAAUGAGUUACUCUCUCUGUUUUCUGUUUGUUUGAAAAAUACUGGCUGGCUGUGAGGUUUUUUAUUUGAAGGUAUUAUUAUUACACUGAUGUACCUUGUCAACUACUGUUUGCAGACAUUAUUUGGUGUUCAAUCAUGGAUUUUCAAAAGUCUAUUACAAAGAGGUUGAUA